GGGGCGGGGCCGCCAUAAUGGCGGCGGCGGCAGCGCGGCGGGGCCGGCUGGGCCGGGAGGGCCGCGCCAGCCUCGGCUCCUUCCUGCUCGGCGCCUCGGUGGCGGCGCUGCCGCUGCUGCUCGGCUCGUCCCCCGCCCUACUGGCCGCCCCUGGCCUCCGCGGCCGCCUGGCACUCGCCUUGCACGUGGCCGGCGUGAACGCGGCGCUGCUGCUGCUCUACCCGCGGCCGCUCUACAAGAUCGCCGUCCGGGCCUGUUUCCUGGGCUUUGCCUUCGGCUGCGGGGUGCUGCUGAGCGCCGGCCGCUCCGCCUGGCGCCACUUCGGAUGGUACAUGUGCUCCCUCUCCCUCUUCCACUACUCGGAGUACCUGGUGACAGCCAUCAACAACCCACGCAGCCUCUCACUGGACUCCUUCCUGCUCAACCACAGCUUCGAGUACAAUCUGGCUGCCCUGUCCUCCUGGGUGGAGUUCACGCUAGAGAAGCUCCUCUUCCCAGAGCUGAAGCAGAUCACCUGGCUGAGCACCGUGGGGCUGCUGAUGGUGAUCUUCGGGGACUGCCUGAGGAAGGCGGCCAUGCUCACAGCCGGCUCCAACUUCAAUCACAUCGUGCAGAACGAGAAAUCCGACACCCACACCCUGGUGACCAGUGGGGUGUACGGGUGGUUCCGGCACCCGUCCUACGUGGGAUGGUUUUACUGGAGCAUUGGAACACAGGUGUUGCUCUGCAAUCCCAUCUGUGUGGUUGGCUAUGCACUGGCAUCCUGGCGCUUCUUCAGGGAGCGGAUCGAGGAGGAGGAGAUCACACUCAUUCACUUCUUUGGAGAAGAGUACCUGGAGUACAAAAGGAAGGUGCCAUCGGGUCUCCCUUUUAUUAAAGGAGUCAAAUUGGAACUGUAAUGCAGGUGAAAACCAGACUGGCUGAGCAAACGCCCGGCUCCCGCCGUGCCAGGUGCCUGCGUGGCAUCAGUGUUGGGACGUGCCUGUUGGUAUUUCCCAGCCACCCAGAAGGAGCUGGUGGAGGGCUGUGGCACUGGGCAGCCUGCCGGGAUUCUUGCAGAUCAGAAGCUCGUUCCUCCUCCUUGAGAUCAGCCCUUCAUUGCACAUUCAGGGAUCUUCCAGAUAACUUAGCCUGUAGCGACCCUAAAGAGAAUGAAUUGUCCUGCCUGCAGCAGCUGAAUUGUCCUGGAAUGCCUCUGGACCAAUUCUGCUGGAGAGCAGCACUGCCCUCUGGGCCCCAGGCAGAGGAGGCGCUGGGCAGUAGAUUGUUCCUGUUGCAUAAUUCAAUUUUAAAGCUUUCUGACCUCGUGAGCCCAGUGCUGCAGCUUUAAUCUCCUUGGGCCCGACUCCUUGACUUGGCACUGGGGUGGCCAUGGGAGCAGCCUCCAGCUCUGCCUGCCCUCAGAGCGCUGGCAGUGUGGCACCACUCGGCUCUCUCCAGGCCUUGGCGUCCGCAGGGAGAGAUCCAAGCACCGCUGAGCCUGCUCCUUCUCCCUCAGCUGCUGCUGCGGAUGCGGAGUCAUCGCUGCAGCCGCUGCCUCCCGCCGCCACCUCUGUUCCCUCUUCCCGCUUCCAAAUCACGCUGCUUCCUAUCCUGCCAGGCCACCUCUGUCCUGCAGAGAUCCCAGGAUUUUGGGUUGGGAAAGAACCACAGCUGCCAGGCUUGCUAAGGGCUUUAGCACCCGAGAUCCUCACCUGCUCUUUUGGGCAAAAGCCAGGAUGUUGGGGCAAGUAGGAGAUGCUCCUAGGGAAAUCUCCAACCAGGAGAAGAGUUGGGCUAGCUAAAACUCUUUUAAAUGUGACCAUUUUGAAAUGGUUCCCACUGAGCUGUGUGGCAUAACUUAUUCUGUCGUUAUAUACCAAAGAGGUUCACUGUUUCCUUGA
Pseudopipra pipra is the source of this 1883-nucleotide messenger RNA. It is a transcript of the gene ICMT, whose product is annotated as isoprenylcysteine carboxyl methyltransferase. The transcript is spliced from 5 exons. Gene Ontology annotation, molecular function: protein C-terminal S-isoprenylcysteine carboxyl O-methyltransferase activity. The record is from RefSeq and is a predicted model, not a curated record. Lineage: Eukaryota; Metazoa; Chordata; Aves; Passeriformes; Pipridae. Gene Ontology annotation, cellular component: endoplasmic reticulum; membrane. Gene Ontology annotation, biological process: C-terminal protein methylation. Bases 18 to 899 code for a protein of 293 amino acids.